Molecule: messenger RNA, 903 nt
Organism: Exophiala aquamarina CBS 119918
Lineage: Eukaryota; Fungi; Ascomycota; Eurotiomycetes; Chaetothyriales; Herpotrichiellaceae
Exons: 1
Coding region: 53-457 (134 amino acids)
Source: RefSeq, a predicted model, not a curated record
AGAAUGCACAGACUGGCCAAAAGCGAAACUGUCGAGAUUUUGUUCAUCGCUGAUGAUGAUACCAAGCCGCGUGUGCUCUUUGAGAACUUCCCCAAGGCUGUGGCGAUGGCAUUCUCGAGCAAAUGGAGAAUGGAGUUCCUUGAGCACAAACCCUUUGGUUCUGGUUUCAUUCCGGCGAACAAGUCGAUCACGAUCAAGGGAGGGCACUUCGACACUUACCGGAAGAUCCUCCAUUGGAUGCUCUCAUGCUGCCAUGGCUACGGCAUCAUUCCAUGUCCUGACAGCAUGUUUCGGCGGUUCACUACAGCAUAUUUCAUCCGUAUGUGUGCGAACCACAUCUGCUGUGAUUACCUUGUCAAGGAGGCGACUGAUCGCAUGCAAUCCAUCGCGGACAGCCAGAUCCAUUGCGAUGAUGUUCGUGCACUGUGGCUCAGAACUCCACCGGAUCCUGAAAUGAAGGCAUUCCUCGUGGAUCAUGUGGCCACGCGACUCUGGUUGAAGUCAUUGAGGGUCAAGGCUAAUUAUUGGGUGUUGAGAGAGGAGCUUCCGGAUUUCAACGAGGCCAUCAAAGAGGCUCUGCAUGCGAAGGCAAUCGUAUACAAGGCACAGAAGGAGGCGAUGGCUGCAGCCAGGAUGGAGGCCGGUGCAAAGGGGGCCUAUUUCAUUGGUGGUCGUCGGCAAGAGGCCCGUCAAGCACAACAAGAGUUGACAGAGCAAGGAGCCACGGAUCGCCCACAGAAGAACGCGGGAGUACAGAAAGCGACCACUCAACCACAGCAAAAGGCCAUCACUCAACCACAUGACGGAACAAUCAUGUUGAACGCUGAAGUGGUCAGAAAGGGAAUCAACGGCCGUCCUUCGUAUGCGAAGUUGGAUCUUGCGAGCAUUGGCGUGACGAGGGAG